Messenger RNA from Sorghum bicolor (sorghum), 759 nucleotides. Its product is annotated as nascent polypeptide-associated complex subunit alpha, muscle-specific form-like. The record is from RefSeq and is a predicted model, not a curated record. Bases 1 to 759 code for a protein of 252 amino acids. The transcript has 3 exons. NCBI's taxonomy places the organism in Eukaryota, Viridiplantae, Streptophyta, Magnoliopsida, Poales, Poaceae.
AUGGCUGGCACGCCACCAGGGCUCUACGCCCCCCCUGGGGCCUUCUACCAGGCCCCUCCCGUGGCGCCCCCAGCUUGGUCGCCCUCGCCCUGGACAUCCGAGUCCCUCGCCAACGCGUUCAGCACCGUCGCCCUCACCCCUCCGGCAAACUCCUCCGACUGGGUCAUCGACUCCGGUGCCUCCUCUCACAUUGCCUCCAAUCCCGGAUCUCCAUUCCCGGACAACUCUUCUUCGCUGUACCCCUGGGCGCUCUGGUUCCUUGUCCGCCUCACGGCUGACUGGAUCGGGCCCCCCAUCGCCUCGGCCGCCGCCACCAGGCUUCCCUACAGUGCCCACGACGCCUACGGCACCCGCCACGCCCGCGGUGCCCACGACGACGCGGCACCCGCCACGCCCGCAGCGUCCGCGGCGUCCACGACGCCCGCGCCGUCUGCCGUGCCCGCCACGCCCGCGGCGCCCCCGGCCCGGCCGCCCAUCAUCCACGUCUACACCCGACGCCCGCCCGUCGCCAGCACCCCUCCGGUUCUCACCACGGGGGCUGCUCCGCGCCGCUCCAGCAUCAUACCAACCCCACCGCGCUACAUCAAGCACGGUCCUCCAGUUCCUCCGGCGGCUGUUCCCAUCCCUCCGGUGCUCAACUCCCAUGGCAUGGCCACCCGCGGCAAGUCCGGGUACCGACAGCCUCGUCUCGCCCUUCUUACAGAGGCCCGGUCUCCGAUCCCGCGAUCCUGCCACGACGCCCUCACUGAUCCGCACUAG